This is a messenger RNA of Xenopus laevis (African clawed frog), 2712 nucleotides long. It is a transcript of the gene mier3.S, whose product is annotated as mesoderm induction early response 1, family member 3 S homeolog. Gene Ontology annotation, cellular component: nucleoplasm; protein-containing complex; nucleus. The transcript has 14 exons. The record is from RefSeq and is a predicted model, not a curated record. Gene Ontology annotation, molecular function: transcription corepressor activity; histone deacetylase binding. NCBI's taxonomy places the organism in Eukaryota, Metazoa, Chordata, Amphibia, Anura, Pipidae. Bases 404 to 1960 code for a protein of 518 amino acids. Gene Ontology annotation, biological process: negative regulation of transcription by RNA polymerase II; regulation of DNA-templated transcription; DNA-templated transcription.
UGUUAGUAGCGCCCGGAUGCUUCCCUUCAUCUGUCCUAGCGGCCCCUAUAAACUGUAAUGGAAGUGUCCAGCCUGCGUAUAGUCCGACUCCAACUUCCAAUUUGGGGGGGGGAUCUCGCUGAACAACAACUGAUGGGGCAGUCAUCCUUUGGCAGUUCGAGCCCAGGUUUGUCCUGUUUCUUGCCGUCUGCUGUAUGCUACACUUCUUUUCUGAGACCUUAGAUCCGGCCUGGAAAAUCGACCAAUUAGAACUCUCCUUUGUCUGAGCUGUUUUUGGAUUUCAUUUAAUGCUAGUGAUAACUACUGAAGCAUUUCACAAUGAAAUAUUCAAUCAGAAUGACAAAGAGAAAGUAAAGUCGGCUCCCUGUCUUCUGAGGAUCAUGACUUUGACCCUACUGCUGAAAUGUUGGUACAUGACUAUGACGAUGAAAGAACUCUUGAAGAAGAAGAAAUGAAGGAGGAUGGCAGACAUUUCGCAGCUGAAAUUGAAGAUUUAGAAAAGGAAGGAAACAUGCCCUUGGAAGACUUGCUAGCGAUUUAUGUGUAUGAAGAUACAGAUCCAGUAACUGCUGUUUCAAGUGCAGGCAGCUCCCCGAGUGAACUUGCUGAUGAGCUGCCAGAUAUGACUCUGGACAAAGAGGAAAUUGCAAAAGACCUUUUGUCCGGUGAUGAUGAAGAAACACAAUCUUCUGCUGAUGACUUAACCCCAUCAGUUACAUCGCAUGAAGCAACCGACUUCUUUCCGCGUCCUUUAAGAUCAAACACUGCCUAUGACGGUGAUAAAGAGUCUGAGAGUGAUGAUAUGGAAACAGACUUUGGAAAUUCAUCGGAGGACCUCAGAAAGGAGAUAAUGCUUGGACCACUUCACCAAGCGGAAAUACCACAGUUUCAGGGGAAAUGCUUGUCUGAUUGCACUGCAGAUGAACAUGAGGAUCAGCUGAUCUGGAGUCCAGAUGUUCUUCCAGAAAACAAAGUAAAGGAUUUUCUACGUGAAAUAUCAAGAGCUACUAAAGAGAAAGAUACUGGGGGAGUUCUGUUGAGAGACAAUGAACAGGCAUUGCAUGAACUCUUCAAGUGUCAGUACAAUAUAACUGAUGCGUUGGAGCGAUACUGCAGCAGUAGAAAGGCAUCACAAGAUGAGAUCACACCUUGGACUGAAGAGGAAUGUAGUAAUUUUGAGCAUGCGCUCGAGAUACAUGGAAAGGACUUUCAUCUGAUACAAAAAAAUGAGGUUAAGUCUCGGACAGUUGCUGAAUGUGUGGCCUUUUAUUACAUGUGGAAAAAAUCGGAAAGAUAUGAAUAUUUUGCUCAGCGAACUAAAUUUGGAAAGAAAAGAUACAAUCACCACCCUGGAGUAACUGAUUUUAUGGAUCGUUUGGUGGAUGAAGCGGAGAUUCUUGGAGCAGUAGGAAACACAUCAGCCUUAACCUGCCAUAGUAGAACAGAUCCAAUUCCUGACUCGCAGCUUAAUAUACUGAACUCGAUUACUGCGAACGACCUGACAGCACUGACGCACAGCGUAGCCACCGUAUGUAAUUCUGCCGACGUCGACUGCUUGAACGAUGACUUCCCUGCUCUGGACGCUUUACCCCGAGUGCCGGUCAAUCACGUGCCGGUCGGAACAGAAGACUUGCUUACGUUGCCCAGCAAUGGGGAAAGUGAUUGUUUUAAUAUAUUUGAGACUGGAUUUUACCCCUCCGAGGUGAACACUUUGAACUUAUGCAGCGAGGAACCCGAGAGGCCGGCAAAAAGGAUAAAAAUGGGAAUCUCUGUUCCAGAAUCUUUUAUCAGUGACGUUUCUGUAAAUAACCUCAGUGUGGACUUUGAGAACCACACGCACCACAUCACCAGUGCCAAAAUGGCCGUGUCCAUGGCAGACUUAAGCAGUUUAUCCGCAAAUGAGACCAGUAGUUUUAUAAAUUCACACACACUACACCACACGGCCCUUCAGUCGGAAUAAUUUCAGUCUCCAAAAAAGAACAACAAAACACUGACUGUGGAGUUGCAGUAAAAUCUGAUCAAAACUUCGGGUUUGCCUAGUCUUUCACUGGAAGUUUGAACUUUUUUUUUUUUUUUUUCUUUUUCCUAUGACAUCAGUGAUGUCUUUGUAUGUAAAGAACUAUAUCUUGAUUUUUGUCAAGAACUUCUUUUCGGUCCAUUUACGUGGCAACAGACUAUGCUCGGCAGAUUUGGGAAUCUAGAUUACUAUCGGGGGGGGGGGGGGGUUGCAGCUUAAUGCUUCUAUUUUUGUUAAAUUCUGUAGAUAUCGAGUCCCCAUCUGAAAACCAGCACAGAGGUUGUGUAUCAAAUGUAUUGGCUUCUUUGCUUUCAAGCUACCAUUUUAUUAGGGAGGCACCAAAUCCAGGAUUCGGCCUUUUUCAGCAGGAUUUAGAUUCGCCCGAAUCCUUCUGCCUGGCCGAACUGAAUCCGAAUCCUAAUUUGCAUAUGCAAAUUAGGGGCGGGGAAGGAAAUGGUGUGACUUUUUGUCACAAACAAGGAAGUAAAAAAGUUUUCCCCUUCCCACCCCUAAUUUGAAUAUGUAAAUUUGGAUUCGAUUCAGGAAUCUACCUUUUUCAGGUGGGUUCGGAUUCAGUUGAAUCCUUCUGCCCGGCUGAACUGAAUCUGAAUCAUAAUUUGCAUAUGCAAAUUAGGGGUGGGGAGUGAAAUCACAUGACUUUGUCACAAAACAAGGAAGUAAAAAAAAAAAAAGUU